AUGGUGCUGUUCCUUGAGCAUCUCUUGCUGGCCUUUGUCUCUCUAGCUUGCUGUACCACAAGCAUGACACAGACCUCACACGUCCUCGCAGCUCAUGCGGCAUCCACCUCCAAUUUCUCCGAUCACCUCGCUCUCAUGGCAUUCAAGUCACAAGUGACGAGUGACCCAUCGAGAGCGCUGGCGACGUGGAGCAACCAGUCUGUGCCGAUGUGCCAGUGGCAGGGCGUGUCUUGUGGCUUGAAGGGAAGCCGCCAUGGCCGUGUGGUGGCGUUGGACCUCGGCGAGCUCAACCUUGUUGGCACCGUCACUCCUGCGUUGGGAAACCUCACGUACCUGAGGCUGCUCAACCUUUCGUCGAAUCACUUCCAUGGGAUCCUGCCACCAGAGCUCGGUAAUCUCCAUGACCUUGAGGAUCUGCAGCUUAGCUACAACUCCAUUGAAGGGCAGAUUCCACCAUCACUCUCCAACUGCAGCUACCUUGUCGAUAUUUCAAUCAACGAUAACAAGUUGCAGGGUGUGAUACCAGGAGAGUUCAGCUCACUGCAUAAUCUCCAAAUACUCCAUCUUGAGUCUAAUGCACUUACAGGAACCAUACCUUCCAGUAUAGGUAACCUUGUGAAUCUCAAAUACCUCGGCCUAACAUUCAACAAUUUGACUGGGGAAAUCCCAGUAGAGAUAGGCAGUCUUGUCAGUCUCGUCGAGUUAGAUCUAGGUUACAAUCUGUUUUAUGGAAGUAUCCCUGCUUCACUUGGAAACCUCUCAGCAUUGACCGUUCUUACUAUUCCCAACACUAACCUAGAACACAUCCCACCACUCCAAGGCUUAUCAUCUCUCCAAAUACUUGAGUUGGCAAACAACAAGCUCACGGGAAACAUCCCUUCUUGGUUAGGAAACCUCUCUUCACUAGUUUACUUAAGUCUCAAGUAUAACAGUCUAGUGGGUCAAAUCCCAGAAUCAUUAGGAAACCUUGAGUUGCUUCAGAUCCUUUCUCUCUCUGUGAACAAUCUUUCAGGUUCCGUACCACAGUCAAUUGGAAACCUCCAUGACCUCACCGAACUAUAUCUAUCCAAAAAUGCACUAGAAGGAUCAUUGCCUCAUUCGAUGUUCAAUCUCUCUUCUCUUGAACUUCUGCUAUUGGAUUUCAACAGUUUCACUGGGGAUUUUCCACCUGAUAUGGGCAGCAAGCUAUCAAAACUAAAAUUACUAUUUGCAUCAAUCAAUCAAUUUCACAGUUCGCUCCCGUCAUCCAUAUGCAAUGCCUCCAUGCUUCAAGUCAUUGAAAUAGUAACCACCUUCAUGUCGGGCACAAUUCCCCAGUGCUUGGGAACUCACCAAAAGAACCUCUCUGUGGUGUUCCUUGCAGAUAGUUACUUUGAAGCAAGAAAUGAUGCUGAUUGGGGCUUCCUGACAGGUCUCACCAAUUCUAGCAAUAUGAGGAAAUUAGCUUUGAGUUCCAACAAACUUGAAGGUGUGCUGCCAAAUUCAAUUGGUAAUCUUUCAACACAAAUGAAAUUUCUUACCAUAAAAGACAACAAGAUAACUGGACCAAUACCAGAAGGAAUAGGGAACCUAAUCAAUCUAAAUGAACUUGAUAUGGGUAACAACAUGCUAGUAUCCGCUAUUCCAGUAUCUCUCAGCAAACUCAAGAAGUUGAAUAGGUUAUCUUUAUCAAAUAAUGCGUUGUCAGGACCCAUCCCUGUAUCUCUGGGCAAUCUUACAGAACUUAUUACCCUUAUCCUCGGUCCUUUCCCAUCAGAAGUGGGAAAUCUCAAAAAUCUCAACGAAAUCGAUUUAUCUAAUAAUAUGAUUUCUGGUGAAAUUCCAACCUCCAUUGGUGAGUGUCAAAGCUUGGAAAAUCUUAAUGUAUCUGUAAACAUGCUUCAAGGGGCAAUUCCAGUGUCCCUAGGAAACCUAAGAGGCCUCUUGGUGGUUGAUCUUUCCUACAAUAAUUUAUCUGGGACAAUCCCAGAAGUACUUGGCAAGCUACCAGGGCUUUCUUCAUUGAAUCUCUCGUUCAACAAAUUGCAAGGUGGAGUGCCAAAAGACGGGGUAUUUCUCAAUGCCACUGCAAUCUUGAUCACAGGAAACGGUGGCCUGUGUGGUGGUAUCCCUCAACUGAAAUUGCCACCCUGCUCUAUCCACACCAACAAGAGGCCAUCACGAGAACUAGCCAUAAUAGUCUCCGUAUGCAGUGCAUUUCUUUUUGUCGCAAUAUUUGCACUUGCACUGUCUUUCUACAGAAAGAUCCAAAAAACAAAAGAAAACUUACAAAGGCCAGCCAUCGAUGAGCAACACUUGAGAGUAUCUUAUGUUGAAUUGGCCAAUGCAACAGAUGGUUUCUCAUCUGAGAACCUCAUCGGAGCAGGGAGCUUUGGCUCGGUCUACAAAGGGAGAAUGAGAAGCAACGACCAGCAUGUAGUAGUUGCAGUUAAGGUUCUCAACCUCACGCAACGUGGAGCAACUCAAAGUUUUAUUGCAGAAUGCGAGACUUUAAGAUGUGCUCGACAUCGUAACCUUGUGAAGAUCUUGACAGUCUGCUCCAGUAUUGAUUUUCAGGGUCGUGACUUCAAGGCCCUUGUGUAUGAGUUUCUACCAAAUGGAAAUUUAGACCAGUGGCUGCACCAACAUAUCAUGGAAGAUGGUGAACAUAAGGCACUGGAUUUGAUUGGAAGGCUACACAUUGCGAUUGAUGUGGCAUACUCACUUGAUUAUCUUCACCAGUAUAAGCCAACACCUAUUAUUCACUGUGAUCUUAAGCCAAGCAAUAUUCUCCUGGACAGUGACAUGGUUGCUCGUGUUGGUGAUUUUGGGCUUGCAAGGUUUCUACAUCAAGACACAUAUCGGUCAAGUGGUUGGGCAUCAAUGAGAGGAUCCAUUGGCUAUGCAGCUCCAGAGUAUGGACUGGGCAAUGAAGUCUCCACGCAUGGUGAUGUCUACAGCUAUGGAAUACUGUUGCUGGAGAUGUUCACUGGAAAAAGUCCAACGGACAGUGAAUUUGGAGAAGCCAUUGGACUCCGCAAGUACGUUCAAAUGGCGUUUCCAGACAGAGUGAGUAGUAUCGUGGACCAACAGCUACUAACAGAGACAGAAAACAAAGAAGCAAGCAUCUCUUACUCUGGCAGUAUUAGCAAUAUGAGAAUUCCUUGCAUUGCCUCCAUUCUGCAAGUUGGAAUUUUCUGUUCACAUGAGACACCAGCAGAUCGCCCACCCAUCGGAGAUGCUCUUAAAGAGUUGCAAGCAAUUAGAGACAAGUUUCACAAGCUCCUCCCCAGCUCUCUGGUAAAGGAGCACCAUAAAAAAUCAACUGACACGUCCCAAGUUUCUAGUGCAUGA
This is a messenger RNA of Miscanthus lutarioriparius, 3333 nucleotides long. The record is from the annotation of a GenBank genome assembly. Lineage: Eukaryota; Viridiplantae; Streptophyta; Magnoliopsida; Poales; Poaceae.